AUGUCCUCUCCACGCACCACCACCACCACCCAAGCCCCCUCAACCCAGGAGAUUGAAACCUCCUUCAUCCGCGUCCUCAGCAACGGCCCGCUGAACCUCGAAACCAUCACAGACCGCAUGAACGGAUUUGGCGAGGGCCACGAAGACGCCGUCGCGGCGGUCUUCGAGUACAUGGUCGAAGCCAUCGAAGGAGAAGGGGGAGCUACAUAUCAACUCCGCCCUGAAUACCAUCCAUCAACCACCACCACCAUCACCAACCCCAAGCGGGAAGAAGUCAAAGAAGAAGACUUCACACCCACCCUCCUCCGCACACCACCCACCAACACCACCAACAACGAAGCCACUCCAACCCGCAAAACACCACCCGCACCCCUUUUCUUCGUCCGCUCCCCGGCGCCCUCACCUCAACUCUCCUCCCCUCUCUCUUCACCACCAACCCAUCUCUCAUCACCAGCAUCGUCUCUUCCACCCCGUCCACGCCCCCGCUACACUUCGUCUCCGCUGUCCAGUCCACCACCGACGUCGGAAUUGCGGUCGCCGACGCCACCGCCCGCCAGAUCCACCACCCAGCGCCGCACUGGACCUAAGGGCAAGGGCACUGCGGCGUCGACUGCGACUGCGACUGCGACUUCAUCUCGUAUGACCAAGAAGAGCAACAAGGCUGGGGCAGCCAAGAAAAAGGGAGGAGGGAUGGAAAAGGUGCAGUGCAGUGGUGUGACGAAGAGGAAGACGAGGUGUGGGUUUAAGAAGAUGUGUGAGGUGGGGCAGAGGUGGGAUUGUGGGAGGCAUGGAUGA
Bipolaris oryzae ATCC 44560 is the source of this 795-nucleotide messenger RNA. RefSeq lists its product as uncharacterized. Lineage: Eukaryota; Fungi; Ascomycota; Dothideomycetes; Pleosporales; Pleosporaceae. Bases 1 to 795 code for a protein of 264 amino acids. The record is from RefSeq and is a predicted model, not a curated record. The transcript has a single exon.